AUGAAUUGGGCUACGAAUAUACAAUCAAAAAUCCAGCAGGACGCCCAACAACCGCUAUCAAUAUUAGAAGAUUUAGUUGAAGAUGGCUGCAACUUUGUUGAUGACUUCUUAUCUCGAUUCAAUUCAACUCAAUUAGCUCCAACGACUGAAUUAGUCAAGACGCCAUCUAGGAGACAUGGCAGUACUAGGCGUACAAGAGCAGCAAUUGCUGCUGCACAGAAAUCUGCUAAAAAAAUUCAUCAAAUUAAUGAGGAUGUCUUCAAUGAUAAGCGUGAUGUUAGUGAUGGUCGUGAGCGUGACGCUGAGUCUGUGGAACAACCAAAAUCACCUUCAUUACCGGCAAAAUCACCCUCACGCCUUCCAAUCACAAAGAAAUCUGUUAGAAUGCCUCAAGAUGAGCCCAGUGAGCAUAAGUCACCUAAUUCGCCUAAUUUGCACAAAUCACCUAAAUCACCACCCGUCAAUACUUUCCAUAAAGCUCUCCUCAAUAUUCGGGACGAGAAGCCUGAACAGAACGCGCAAAACAAUCAAAACAUUCAAAAGUCGCAGAAUGACACGAACGAUGCUGCUCAAGUUGAAGAGGUGCUCGAUGAACCAGAAGAAAUACUUAUGCAGCCACAAGCACAAUCACAAGAAGAGCAUAAGCAAAAGACCAGCACAGACUUCACAGCUCCAAUUAGAAGGGAUGAUGAUGCAAAAGAUAAGACAAAGAGUCCUCCACGCAAAUCAUUAGCUUUCGCCUCCCUCCCCAGACGUUCACCAUUGAAGAAAUCAAUAUCAACAGCCAAAGACAGCAAGGAUCCAUCAAUAUCACGUGCUUCGUGGCUCAGCCAUUCUGUCAAACCCGGUCCAAAUGGUUUGGAAUCUGAACGUAGUAGCUCAAUUGCGACUGUAACCAGUGGUAAACGUAAAUCUGAUAAAAUGGAUGAGAGUACUGUUGAGAAUGGCCAAUCGCGCAAAUUUAACAAGUCAAUGUCACAAGAACAGCAGCAGCCACAUCAAAUCAAUGAACCAAAGACUCCUGCUGAUGCUCUAGCAUUAAAGACUGCUGAAAUUCGUAAACGUCUCACUCAAGUCGCGGGAACUCAGAAGAAACCUAAUCUGUUUGACUUGCCGCCUAAGGAGGCACCUGUAAGUUUAGCAAGUGAGCCAAUAAUGCAAUCGGAAGAGGAUGUGAAAGUUUCACAUUCGCAAAGACAAUCGCAGUCACAAUUGCAACCCUCUCAAUCGCAUUCAAAGUCACAGCAGUCGUCUGUCAAUGCUCCUUUAGUUCCUGCAGUACCGAUCGAUGAAUCUACCACCCCUCCUAAUAGCCCACCUAGGAAACGUGCUGUUGAUAGCUGGGACAGCAGAAUGUCUGCCAAUUUCCCAGGCGCUUAUCCUGCUUCUGAUACUGGUGCUGAACAGAAGGAAACUAGUGAUGAGCAAGAAGAGGAGCAGGAGCAAGAGCACGAAGAGGAGCCAAUUGUAGAACAUGCAACAGAACAACAACAAGCACCUACACCAGUACCUGAAGCCGCUGAUUUAAAUCAAGUUGACCAUAUGAUGCCGGAUGAUGAAGCUGCACAAAAGCACACAGAGGAAAACGAAAACUCCCACAAGUCCUCAGUCAAACAUCAAGAUAAAGAUGAACCGAUGGAUCUUUCGGAAAUUACGCAGCAGCAGAAAAAGCAACAAGAAAAAGAAAAAGCAGAGGAGGAGGACAAGAGUAAAAAUAAGAGGAAACAUAACACACACGAGGAGCUGGAGGAGAAUGAUGGUGAUGAAGAAGAUCAAUACAGGCCUAACAAGCAACAAGCAACAUUAAAGCAACCACAGCCUAAGCCUUCGCUGAGUGUGAAACCAUUGCAGACUACCAACAAGUUCCGUCCACGCGCUGGCAGUACGGAUAAUGACAAGAAGAAUCAAUUCUCUAACAUGCUCAACUCGAAUGUUACACAGAUGGGCAAAUCACUCAAUAAAAAGCCAUCAGCGGUGAGGAUGUCAAGCAGCACAACAGGACACCAACGUAUGCCAUCGCAGGUUUCUGUGCAAUUAGCGCAGAAGGAUGCGGCUGAGAGGGUAGCAGCUGAGAAGGAGAAGGAGAAGGAGAAAGAGCGCAAGGCAGCGCAACGUAAAGAGCAAGAGAUGAGGCGCGUUCAAGCGCAGAAAGAGGCGCACGAGAAACAGGAAGCCGAACGUAGAGCUCAGCGUGAUGAGUUGGCAAAGAGGAGGAGAGAGAGAGAGGAAGCGGCAGCGGCGAAGAAAGCACAGCAGCAACAGGAGAGAGCGCAGCAACAGCAAGAGAGAGCACAGCAGCAACAAAAAGAUAGGGAAAGGGCAGCUGCAGCUGCGAGCAAGAAAGCGAAUGAAGAUGAGAGUGCGAGUCGCAAGCUUGGUACAUCAACAACAGGCGCAAUGAGACCUAUGCAUCAGCGUACAACAGCAACGCGCGUCUCUAAUGCACCUGUGCAGAGAGGACUCAGACCUAGUGCAUCGAACGGUACACUCGGGUAUAAGGCGAUGAACAAUGCGCAGUCUGCUAGCACGGCAGUCAGAGAUGGCAAGGAGAAGGAAAAAGAAGCAGAAGCAGCACUACCACUGCCUAAACCAGUACCACUGCUCAACAACAACGCAUCACAUAAUACCGAAUCGAUAGAGUUACCUGACAUCAACAGUGAAUAUAGCGAUAGCGAGGAUGACGCGCCGAAGAACUACGAUCUGCCACGUUGGGCUGAGUCGCCAAAUCUGAAGGCGCAACUGCAGAUGCAAUCAACUAUUAACCCCGAUGAGGUGUUUGGUAUGAUGCGUCCACUCAGUAUGGACGAUAUUUUUGGGGUCGGCCAGGCAACGAACCCUAACCGCCACAAAUUCAGAGCUAGGACGAGUUCAGCUAACUGGAGCGGUGCUGAUAAGCUCACACCGGCAGAGGAGCUGGCUUACGCGGAGAGAAUGGGUUUCCAUGGGACGACAUCGAAGGAGAAUAACGGGAAGAAGAAGUAG
Messenger RNA from Wallemia ichthyophaga EXF-994, 2982 nucleotides. Its product is annotated as Inner centromere protein-related protein pic1. The coding region runs from base 1 to 2982 and encodes 993 amino acids. NCBI's taxonomy places the organism in Eukaryota, Fungi, Basidiomycota, Wallemiomycetes, Wallemiales, Wallemiaceae. The record is from RefSeq and is a predicted model, not a curated record. The transcript has 2 exons.